GGCUCAGAGGAGACAGCCCGCAGGAGGUGAUGGUCAAAGACCCUGGGAGAAGGCGGCCAGUGGGAGGAAAGGUAGUCACUUGGGGACGAGGCAGAACUGCAGAAGGUGGAGGAUUCUGGAGGUGACAGCAAGGACAGCACACAACUGCGAGGGGUGGCUGAAGCUUCUGUGCGAACACCGGCCGGGUGGAGCUAAGAAAGGAGAGCAGCGCGCCGGCGCUGCCGGAGGGUCCCGCCCGGACGGCGGGGUGCCAUGUCUCGCGAGCGGCACCCGCGCACCGACAUCCCCCGCAACCUGAGCUUCAUUGCCUCGCUGACAGAGCGAGCCUACUACCUCAGCCAGCGGCCCAGCCUCGAGGAGGAGCCAGAGGAGGAGCCAGGCGAGGGAGGGACGCGUCUCGGGGCCCGAUCCCGAGCUCCAGGUCCGAGUCGGGGGCGCCGGGCUCGUUCUGCGCCCGCCGGAGGCAGCGGGAUCCGGGCGCUCCGCAACCACAGCCCCGAUACCCGUAAGAGAGUGCGUUUCGCUGACGCGCUGGGGCUGGAGCUGGCAGCCGUGCGCCGCUUCCGCCCGGGAGAGCUGCCCCGGGUGCCCCGCCACGUGCAGGUCCAGCUGCAGAAGGACGCCCUCCGCCACUUCGCGCCGUGCCAGCCCCGCGCCCGAGGCCUCCAGGAGGCGCGCGCCGCCCUGGAGCCGGCCAGCGAGCCCGGCUUCGCCGCCCGCUUGCAGGCUCAGCGCAUCUGCCUGGAACGCGUCGAGGCGAGCCCGCUGGGCGUGGCCGGGAGCGCGCGCGUGCUGGACCUGGCCUACGAGAAGCGCGUGAGCGUGCGCUGGAGUGCAGACGGCUGGCGGAGCCAACGAGAGGCGCCCGCCGCCUACGCCGGCCCGGCCCCGCCGCCGCCGCGCGCCGACCGGUUCUCCUUCCGCCUGCCGGCGCCACCCAUUGGAGGCGCCCUGCUCUUCGCCCUGCGCUACCGCGUGACGGGCCGCGAGUUCUGGGACAACAACGGCGGCCGUGACUAUGCUCUCCGUGGGCCGGAGCACCCGGGCAGUGGCGGAAACCCGGAGCCCCAGGGCUGGAUCCACUUUAUCUGAGACGCAGGCGGCCGACGGCGGAAAAAAAUCAAAGGCACCGGGAGGGCUGGGAGAUCCCAAACAUUUGCCUGAGAGGAAUGGGAGAAACCGGGAUUGGCGGGGAGCUGUCCUAAGGAGUCAAGUCAGGGAGGGCGAGGAGAAUGGGAGAAACCAAAGGGGUGUGAAGAGUGUGUGGACUUAAAGCCGAGGAGACUGGGGUGGAUGUGAGUGGAUGAACCCACGUCAUAGAAAAGGGGGAAGGAAGGGGUGCUGGAAUAUUAGAAAAGAAGCAAAAGGACGAUGGUGACGCUGUCUUCCGUGAGUGGGUACUGGGAGAAAGUGAGUAGGUGGGUCAGACUUAGGUAGUCAAAGGUUGAGGACACCUCUUUGGUACUCAGGAGGUAUUUUAUGUGAACUAGAAACACACCACAGUUGAAAUCAUUUAGAUUGCUGGUUCACUCCCUCUUACUGGUCUUUGCCACCCCAGGUCCCACAGCCCUGCUGUCCUAGCUUUAACUCAGCUAUAAUUACCUUGCUUAAGUCCCAGGAAUUUGGCCAUUGCUUCCCAGCCCCCGGCAUUAUGACAGGAUUCCCUUGUCACCCCUGCAGUCCCUGGUUUCAGUCUUUGCUGACUGGCUGGGGAGUGAAUGGCAGGUAACAGUCAGAACUCCUUCCUCCAGGCAGCCCUGGGGAUGAAAAUGAAAGCAAAACCAACUCCAGGCCUUGUAGCUAAAUAAUGUGGUGCCUAAGGGGUGAGUGCAAUCAGGAGCUUCCAGAAAAAUGCCAGCCUUACCUUUCUGGGUGCCUUCUAAUGACCUCUAAGCACUUUAUGGACUCUCUUUGUCAAGGGACAACACGGGGUUCUUUCUGCCUCAGAAGAAAAGGGAAUCACUGACUAGCUGGAUAACUUUGGGCAAGUUAUUUCACCUUUCUGGGCCCGUUUCCUCCUUGAGAAACUGCAUUUGGAUUAGUUGAUCUCUUAGGCCCCUUCUUGCUCUGACAUUGUAUGAUCUGUGAGGGGAAGAGUGAGGAUUAGAAGCCACAUUCUCCAGCCUGCAGUUGGAGUGCUUACAGUUCAGGACACACAGUACCCCAAGCGUCUGGUUGGGCCUGAGAAUGGUCCUCCAGUUUUUGACACAUGUUCAGAGCCCAGGAAACAUCCCAUAGCCAGCCUACAGUCUCAGGGUAUUCCAGGGCCUCUUUCACCCUCUUGCUUUUUGCUCUUGCCCCACAGACUUCCAGCCUGGGUGCUAUGAGACAGCUUGUGGGAGGUGCCUCUCUCGGGGAAAAUGAUGCUUGGGAGCCCCUAAGAUGAAACAGUGUUGGGGACUUUCUUGAGGUUAAAGGAUUAUUGGUAUAAGAAAUGGAAAACAUUUCAAAUAAAGAAGCAGAGCAGCUUGAAAAUUAAAUGGUGCCAGAAGAUAGCAGUCUGUUACAUACCCUGAGCAAGUGAAUGGGAAAACUGGACUCUCCUACCCAUUCACAUUCAUGCUUUAUGUCUCCUGGUUAACCUCUGCUGGGUGUUUGUUUUUCCUCUCCUUUCACCCUGUUUCUUUUUUUUUUUUUUUUUCCCCGCCCUGUUUCUAAGUUCUCUUUCCUUCUGCCCCUCUCACCACUUUCAUUUUCUUUUAGCAUGUAGGGUAUUUACCUUCAUUUCCUCUAGUUCCAUCUGCCUCCCUCUUCAUCCUUGUUGAUCUCUGCUAUUCCUUCUCCCUUCAGAAGAGGUUCCUUUUCUCCAAGACCAUGGUUGGUCCACUUUGCUCUCUCAGGCUCCUUCUUGACAGUCUUCUAGAAGAGAGAAGAAGCAGUUCCUGAUGCUGCAGAUGAACAUGGAGCUCCCAGGUAACCAGCUCCCCAAACCCAUUUCUUUCUGUUAGUGAUUUCUCAAAACUUUUUGGAUUCCCCUUUUACCCCUCAGUGAGAGAAGGUAGACGCACACGUGCCUAUACAUGCAUUCAGAAUAGAGUAUAGGGCUUGUUUAUCAUGCCCCUCCUCUCCAAAACCCUAAUUCUUUACAGAAAAAAAAGGUUAAAAGAGAAACCCCAAGUACUCUAAUGCCCAUUUAAAUGUCAUCCUUAUCUGAUAAAGAAAACAAAGAAUUUCAUGUAUCUUGUGGAUCACCUUCAGGUCAGAAUCCCAGCAGAGUGAAGAGAGAAAGUGUACUGGAAGCCACCAAGCAAUGCACUUUUUAGUCACCAAUGAAGAGCCCAAGGGAGGAUAAUGGAGUGGGAGACGGGGUCAAGGCUCAAUGUGUAAUCUCUUGCUUAAUGUGUAUGCAUGACUGUUACCUUGUAUUUAGCAAUCUCAAGAGCCCACAUUUACUUAUCUAUCCACUAAAAUCUGGUUCCUUGCAUGCAUGAUAAUCCUGAAAACAACCUUAUGAAUGGAGUAAUGUUAUUCUUGUUUUAGAGAGAAAACAGUUUAGAAAAGCUCAGUAAUUUAUUCAAGAUCACACAACUAGUAAAUGGCAGAGCUAGGGUUGUGAACGCAGGAGAUCUCCAGAGCCUCUGUGUAUAAGCAUGAUGUCAUAAUAUUUUCCUUUAAAAACAAAAUUAAAACCUUGCCUUUAAAAAAAAAAA
Cervus elaphus (red deer) is the source of this 3650-nucleotide messenger RNA. It is a transcript of the gene PPP1R3E, whose product is annotated as protein phosphatase 1 regulatory subunit 3E. The coding region runs from base 253 to 1092 and encodes 279 amino acids. The transcript has 2 exons. Gene Ontology annotation, cellular component: protein phosphatase type 1 complex. Lineage: Eukaryota; Metazoa; Chordata; Mammalia; Artiodactyla; Cervidae. Gene Ontology annotation, molecular function: glycogen binding; protein phosphatase 1 binding. The record is from RefSeq and is a predicted model, not a curated record. Gene Ontology annotation, biological process: regulation of glycogen biosynthetic process.